AUCGCCAAAUUUUACUAGUUUUUUCAAAUUUUUCUACAUUAAUCACUUCUGAUUUCUACUGUUUUCAAAAUUUACCACCACAUUUUUACUUUUUGCAUCUAUACAUCUUCAAUCCAUCGUGAAUUCGCAAAAAUGGCAUCAAAUAGCAUGAAAACCACAGCAAUCCGUACCCUUCGUGCCAAGUUAUCAUCAACAACCAAACCUACAUUCUCACCCAUUCUCGCAAAUCGUGGUAUCACCGGCACGACCAGAAAAUCAACCUCUUUUGAAUCAACCACUUCUAGUCAACAACCAAGUACCCCUUUCUUACCACGAGGUAUUUUUGCUAUUUAUUCAGUGAUAAUGUGAAAUCUGAACUGAAAGCUAACCGACCUCCUAUUUAGAUUUCGUAGGCAAUUUUCCCGUCUCAUUCUUCAAACCAACAGCCUCAACAACCACAUCCUCCUUCGAUACACUAGUCAGCUCCCUCACGCAUUCUCUCACCACAACCUCCUCUCCCCAUCUUCCAACUCUCACCUCCUUACUCCACAACUACAAUACCUCAUCAGAUAUCACAGGCUGGCAAAAAUACGCGCAUGCAAAUCCAAAUAAACAAUAUACAAGAAAUUUAGUAGCAGAAGUAGAGGGUAUAUUUAAUUUGUUGAUGUUGGUUUGGACACCUGGAAAAGAAAGUAAAGUUCAUGAUCAUGCUGCGAGUCAUUGUUUGAUGAAGAUUAUGAAGGGAAGUUUGAAGGAGACAAGGUGGGUUACUCCUGUUGAUGGGGUUAGGAGGGAUGGUGAGGAAAUGGAGGUUGAAGGGGUGAGGGAAUAUAGGAGUGGAAAGGUGGCGUAUAUGUGUGAUGAUGUAUGUUUCUCCCUCCCCUGUCCUUGGUUUUGUCUUAUACAUUUGUCGUUUGAUUGGGAAGACGAAGGGGAAUCACAUGACUGAUUGGGUAUUAUAGUUAGGUCUUCACUCUAUCGCCAACCCAAGCGCGACAGAAUAUGCUGUCUCUCUGCAUUGUAAGUUCUUCUAUUACUAUCAACCUCCACUUCACCACAGCCUACCUCUCCCCACCUCUCCCUAUAUCACAUCCGUUCUCCACAAUCUCUACCCCUCAUGACUAAUAAGGAAAUAGUAUACACACCUCCAAACGCCGCAAUGCACGGCUGCCACAUUUUCGAUCCAUCAACAGGUGUCAAAACUCAUGUUAGACCUGGCGCUUAUGAUUCUGUUAAAGGAGCUAUUGAUCCUCUUGCUUAGAUGCACAUUAGAGGUUUGAAGAUUGUGGAGGAUAGAUGUACAGAGAUGAGAGAUACCCUUUAUGAUUUACCUUGGUUAUUUUGUUUUAUUUUUCCAUUUCGGGAUGCGGGUUCGGGGUUUCUUGAUCAAUUACCUAGGUAGCGAGCGUAGGGCGCGGAUGAAAAUCCUUAAGCGGAUAUUCAUUGUGAUAUAAUCACUAGUUAGUGGCUAUACACACAGCGUUGGAGUUUACUUUACUGGAGUUUAGUUCCUAC
Sclerotinia trifoliorum is the source of this 1494-nucleotide messenger RNA. The record is from the annotation of a GenBank genome assembly. NCBI's taxonomy places the organism in Eukaryota, Fungi, Ascomycota, Leotiomycetes, Helotiales, Sclerotiniaceae.